Molecule: messenger RNA, 939 nt
Organism: Myotis brandtii (Brandt's bat)
Lineage: Eukaryota; Metazoa; Chordata; Mammalia; Chiroptera; Vespertilionidae
Product: olfactory receptor 52B4
Exons: 2
Coding region: 1-939 (312 amino acids)
Biological process (GO): G protein-coupled receptor signaling pathway
Cellular component (GO): membrane
Molecular function (GO): olfactory receptor activity; G protein-coupled receptor activity
Source: RefSeq, a predicted model, not a curated record
AUGACUGCCUUAAACCACACUGGUGUUAGCCACACAGUCUUCCGCUUGCUGGGCAUCCCUGGCCUUGAGGACCAGCACAUGUGGAUUUCCAUCCCCUUCUUCAUUUCCUACCUCAUCGCCCUGCUUGGGAACAGUCUGCUCGUCUUCAUUAUCCUCACAAAACGCAGUCUCCAUGAACCCAUGUACCUCUUCCUCAGCAUGCUGGCCGGAGCAGAUGUUGUUCUCUCCAUGUGCACAGUACCUCAGGCCUUGGCCAUCUUCUGGUUCCAUGCUGGGGAGAUCUCCCUGAAUCGCUGCAUCGCUCAGGUAUUCUUCCUCACUUCCACUUUCAUGUCUGAGUCAGGGAUCCUGCUGGUGAUGGCAUUUGACCGCUACAUUGCCAUAUGCUACCCGCUGAGAUACACAGCUAUCCUUACACAUGCGCUGAUUGGAAAAAUCGGUGCGACAAUCUUUCUGAGAAGUUAUGGUACAGUUUUUCCUGUUAUAUUUCUUCUAAAAAGACUGACUUUCUGCAAAAGCAACAUCAUCCCAAACACCACUUGUAAGCACAUUGUCUUGGCCAAAAUUUCCUGUAAUGACAUACGAGUAAACAUCUGGUAUGGUUUUUUUGUCCUAAUGUCCACCUUAGUCUUAGAUGUUGUGCUAAUUUUUGUUUCAUAUGUGCUUAUUCUCCGUGCUGUCUUCCACAUCCCAUCCCGAGAUGCUCGACACAAAGCUCUCAACACGUGUGGCUCCCACGUCUGUGUCAUCAUCCUCUUUUAUGGACCUGGGAUCUUCUCGGUUCUCACACAGCGCUUUGGGCGCCACAUUGCACUCCACGUUCACGUUCUGCUGGCCAAUGUCUAUACUCUCAUUCCACCUAUGUUAAAUCCCGUCAUUUAUGGCAUUAAGACCAAGCAGAUUCGGGACCUGGUGCACUUGCUUUAUUCCUCUCAUUAG